AUGAAACACCGAAAAGCAAGCCUAGCCCUAGAAGGAGAAGUUUCUGGAACUGGAUGCUUAAGAGGCCUAUUCCUCUCAAUUGUGGAGUCAUCCUCGAAGGGUCUGCUCACUCAAGUUACACAGUUCUGGAACAUCCUAGAUGAUAUGGCUGAAAGUAACCCUGAAAGCUAUAAGAAAUUCAUUCAACAGCAGCUGAAAGAUGGGAGACAGCUCUGUGCUGCCCCAGAACCACACCUCUGUCUACAAACCAGGAUCCUGAAACCAAAAGAAAAAAUGCUUUUUGUCAACCUAUGUCAGUGGAAAAGGAUCCCAGCUCCCCAGUCAGCCACUCAUCCAGUACCUCUAAGUGUUGGCAGACCAGAAGAUAUGUCUGAGACAUCAGAUGUUUAUACAGUCAUCGAUGUUGCCUACCAUCCUGAUGUUCUCCAGGCAGCAGAAAAAGACCAAAUGAAAAAAGAUCAACUAAUGCAGAUGGCCAUGAAAUGCAUUGAGGAACAACUCCAGUUCACUCUCUCAAACUCUUACCAUUUUACCAAAUUUAGAAUAAAAGGAAGCGUUCACAGAAUGAAACAAAAUCUGAUGGGAAUCCAAACUGAUCCCACAGAUGUAAGAGAGAAAAUGAGAAAGGAACUAACCCUUGAACAGAUAAGAAGCAGUACUGUGAGCAAUUCAGAUCAGUUUCCUCAACUUUUACUGCCAAAAGACCAAGUUUCACUUGAAACAAGGUGUCUGAUAGAAGAGAUCUCUAGUACAGAGAUUGAAGUGGAGAUGAAGACACCAGCCUGUGAAUUAAAAAUUGUGGCAGAUCAGAAUGAGAAACCUCUGAAAAUUGAAUUAAAAGUUGAACUACCUGGUAUUAUUAAUUCAGUAUCUCUCUGUGACCUUAGUGUUUCUGAGGAUGAUUUAUUGAUUGAGAUCUCUGAGAAGUACAGAUUACAUCUGAAUCUUCCAGAAUCUGUGGAUACUGAAAUGACUACAGCAAAAUUUAUCAAAGAGAAAGCUACAUUAAUUGUCACAAUGCCAUUGGUGUAA
This is a messenger RNA of Hippopotamus amphibius kiboko, 1032 nucleotides long. Its product is annotated as PIH1 domain-containing protein 2-like. The record is from RefSeq and is a predicted model, not a curated record. Gene Ontology annotation, biological process: box C/D snoRNP assembly; rRNA processing. Gene Ontology annotation, cellular component: R2TP complex; ribonucleoprotein complex; cytoplasm. NCBI's taxonomy places the organism in Eukaryota, Metazoa, Chordata, Mammalia, Artiodactyla, Hippopotamidae.